Brenthis ino (lesser marbled fritillary) is the source of this 603-nucleotide messenger RNA. NCBI's taxonomy places the organism in Eukaryota, Metazoa, Arthropoda, Insecta, Lepidoptera, Nymphalidae. The record is from the annotation of a GenBank genome assembly.
AUGAAUUAUCAAACUGAACCUUUAGAUCUGUCAAUAAAAGGAAAACCUAAAAUGUUAAAUAUCUUCGAUUUGAAAUUCCUCGCAGGACUAAACAAUCAUCUUGUUAAAUUGUAUGAAAGGACAAGUUUUGUAGAUAAGAGGGCAGGUACCAGUCAGAAGGGGAUGAAGACAGUGUUACCAUGCCAAGUGUGCUUGAAGACAUUCGAUAGACCGUCACUAUUGAAAAGACAUAUGCGAACCCAUACAGGUGAAAAACCUCACAUCUGCAAUGUAUGCAGCAAAGGCUUCAGCACGUCCAGCUCUCUGAACACUCAUCGUAGAAUACAUACAGGUGAAAAACCACACAAGUGUCCGGAGUGUGGCAAGUGCUUUACCGCCAGUUCAAACCUGUACUACCAUCGGAUGACGCAUACAAAGAACAAGCCCCACAAAUGUAUAUGGUGCCCACGCUCGUUCCCCACGCCUGGGGAACUCCGAGCCCACAUCAACUCUCAUACUGGGCAAAAUCGACACAAUGACCACAUCGGCAAACAUAAACACGAUAUAUGGCCCGUUACUGUUAGCCAAAAUCGUUAUCGCUAUACGAAAACUUAUAAUGGUCAA